AUGCAAUCUAAGAUCAACAAAUUCUUCAAAUCUCCGUCCGAUCCCCCUCCUCCGGCCGACGGCGGCGACAAUGAUUUAUCCAACUGGAACUGGGAGAACACUCAACAACACCCUAUCAUCAACACUUACACCCGAACUCGUCGAAACCCUAAUCCUAAUCCAAAUCCAACUCCUUCACCUCCAACCGUAAUCCCAAAACCAAUACCAGUCAAGAACAAGAAAAGAAGCUACGCUCAGUUCCAUUUGGAAUUAGGUCAAUCCGAUUUCCUACUCCGCGCUUGUUCCACUUGUCGUAUCGAGUUCACUCCCGGUGACGUCCAAGACGAGAAAUUACACCACCAAUUUCAUAAACGUUAUACACAAGGACUCCAAUUUAGAGCUUGGAAUAAUGAAAGGGUUAUUUCUUCUCAUAAAACUGGUAGAGUUAUUCUCGUGUUGGAGAAUGAUCCAGUUUCUCAUAGAAACAAGGUUCAAGAAGUUGUGAAGAUGAUGGAAAUAGAGAUGGGGAGUGGAUGGAUAGUUCGUCAACACUGUAAGGUUUAUUUGUUCAUUUCUCUCCAGAGGAUUGUUGGGUGCGUGAUUGUAGAACCAAUCAAAGAAGCUUUUAGAGUUGCUUCUGGCUCAGAUGACGGGCAUUCAGCUAGCGCGAGGAAAAGGGAGAAGAAGCUGCGUUCAACCACUCUCCAGUUUGGGAAUAUUGUUUUUCAAAGGGAAGUUGGAAAAAGAGUGGUGAAUCUGAGUGAUUCUGAGGUGAUGGAUGGUGGGGCGAUCUCUUGUGAAAACAAACCAGUUGCUGCUGUUUGUGGCAUUAGAGCCAUUUGGGUCACUCCCUCCAACAGGAGAAAACGCAUCGCUAGUCAAUUGCUGGAUUCUGUGAGGAAAAGUUUCUGCACAGAAGAGCUUGAACGUGCUCAGCUAGCAUUUUCUCUACCAACCUCGGUUGGUAAGGCAUUAGCAUGUAGCUACUCUGGCACUGGAUCAUUCUUGGUGUAUAAAGCAGUUUAA
Messenger RNA from Vicia faba (fava bean), 1005 nucleotides. The record is from the annotation of a GenBank genome assembly. Lineage: Eukaryota; Viridiplantae; Streptophyta; Magnoliopsida; Fabales; Fabaceae.